GAAAGAUUCCCUGAACUUUCAAAGUCAGCUAGAGUGGUACAACUGGACCAGCAAGUCCACGAUGUCACAAAUGUGAUGCGCAGCAACAUUAAGCAAAUUAUGGAUCGUGAGAACAAACUUGAGGAACUAGUUACCCAAACCAACGAUCUCCAGCAGAGUGUAAGUCUUCUUAAUGCAGUUUAUUCCAUUGCGUUUGCCGUUCUUUCGUGA
This is a messenger RNA of Protopolystoma xenopodis, 210 nucleotides long. The record is from the annotation of a GenBank genome assembly. NCBI's taxonomy places the organism in Eukaryota, Metazoa, Platyhelminthes, Monogenea, Polystomatidea, Polystomatidae.